Messenger RNA from Portunus trituberculatus (swimming crab), 2080 nucleotides. It is a transcript of the gene Mrm2, whose product is annotated as rRNA methyltransferase 2, mitochondrial-like. The record is from RefSeq and is a predicted model, not a curated record. NCBI's taxonomy places the organism in Eukaryota, Metazoa, Arthropoda, Malacostraca, Decapoda, Portunidae. Bases 915 to 1697 code for a protein of 260 amino acids. Gene Ontology annotation, cellular component: mitochondrion. The transcript is spliced from 6 exons. Gene Ontology annotation, molecular function: rRNA (uridine-2'-O-ribose)-methyltransferase activity. Gene Ontology annotation, biological process: RNA methylation.
UUUGCUUAUGGUAAUAAUUUACUAUUUCUUUAAAGCUAAAAAUACACAUAUCAGUUGAAAUUUGGUUUUUGUAUCCAAAUUGGUUAUCUUCAGUAUGAAGUUCAUUUUGUAUUCUGUUAUACAUAAUGCUCUCAAAAAUUUUAGAAAAUGAAGAUGACACAGUUAUGGGACGGUAGUUGUCACUAAUUGCAAAAUCUAAAAGCUUCCCUUUCAAUAGUGGCAUGAUUUUAGCGUCAAUGACAGCCUCUGGUAAAAACUCGUGCACCAAAAAACAAUUCGACAUAAGCGAUAAAAAUACUACAAUAAUAAAAGGACAUCUACGAUAAAAUUCAUUGGGUACAUUAUCAAGACCAACCGCUUUGCCAUCUUUCAACUUAUCUAUAAUUGUCUUUAUUUCCUCUACUGUAACGUGAUCGAUGUAUUCAUCUUCAAUGUGGUUAUAAUGUCUGAAAAAUUCCUUUCGAUGUGCUUCGUCCUCUAGCGAGUUCAAGAUCGAGCCGUACUUGGCCGCCCACAUAUUGGCAAUGUCCUUGUCACCCACCGCUCCACCGAUGCGGUCGGGCCUCGCCGCCGCUCCGCCGCUAGAUCCUGACACACUUCUCCAGAACGCCCUAGAGUUCCCCGACGCGAGCCUACGUGACAUCGCCUCGGCUCGCAUCGCCUCUUCGUCGCGACGGCACUGGCGUAAGGCGCCAGGCAAUAAGACAAUUGCUAGCAGACUUCUUGGAUGGUUUUCAAGACUCCAGUUUGACCUUCAAGACACUUUGCACACCAGAGUCAUCCUCCGAAAGGCAGAAAGGCACACCAAAAUAUAACCAAAUAACUUUCCUGCUGCCAGGACCUUUGGAGCACUAGAGUGUGUAGCACUGCAGGUUGAACAGCCCCUCAAAUCUCCCAUAAGAACAGAACUUACCAUGGCAACAGUUGUGAUGACUUCAAGAUUUACUACUGUUGUACAGGGUAGCUUUUACUUUUGUACAUCAUGUGCUGUUUGUAAGACUGUGCCCAAAAAUCUGAGAGGAAGGAAUAAAAGCUCACAGGAUUGGUUGACAAGGCAGCUAAAUGACCCUUACGUGAAAUUGGCCAAGCAACAUCAGUACAGAGCACGAAGUGCAUUCAAGCUGAUAGAGAUUGACAAGCAGUGUCAUCUGCUGCAGCCUGGACAGGUGGUGGUGGAGUGUGGUGCUGCACCAGGGGCCUGGACACAAGUGGCUGUAAUGGGUGUCAACAGUCUUCCACAUGCCAGAAACAAGAGUCAGGGGAUGGUGAUAGGAAUUGACUUACAGAGCAUCCAUCCACUGGCUGGGGCCACUCUGCUAGGUGGAAGAGACUUCACAUCACCACAGACACAGCAACAAGUACUGGAACUCAUCAGCAACAGAAAGCAGAUUGAUGUUGUGUUGUCAGAUAUGGCACCAAAAGCUUCAGGCAUUAAAGACUUGGAUCAUGAAAACAUCAUAAGCCUGGCCUAUGCUGCUCUUGGGUUUGCUGUUCAGAACACAGCAGGAGGAGGCAGCUUCCUGUGCAAGGUAUGGGAAGGGUUCCUGACACAGCAGCUGAUCAAUGACAUGAAGAAAUCAUAUAGGACAGUGAAGGUUGUGAAGCCACCAGCAAGUAGGGGAGAUUCAUCUGAAAAAUUCUUAGUUGGUAAAGAAUUAUUCCAUGAGCCAUAUAAUACAGAAUGUGACACUGCAUAAAAGGUUUGUCAGACUGGGCAAAACGUCCAUCCUUCAAUCAGUUUCACAAUUAUUGUUGGCUGUGAUAGUAGCCUUGCACGUGGGUAUAUCAUUGUCUCUAUGUAUAUAUUAUAUAUGUGUAUAUAAUUAUACUGUUACAUGCUUCAUGGUGCUCCUGCGUCUUACAUUGUGUUGCAUUAUGGAAGAUGGGAUGUUCCCGUGUCUAUAGUCUCCCAUGGCAUCAUCCACAGUCAGCCACCUGUCUCUGCCUGUGACAAUCACUGCUCUACAUGCUCUGUACCCCUCUGUACCUUUGACUGUUUUAUCCCUUCAUACAAUCCAGCAAAUGCUCUGUGAUUGGUUGUUGUGUUCUUUACAACUUAAUACAUCUUAGUGUCAUGGUU